Rhinolophus ferrumequinum (greater horseshoe bat) is the source of this 3125-nucleotide messenger RNA. It is a transcript of the gene GPR34, whose product is annotated as G protein-coupled receptor 34. Bases 406 to 1545 code for a protein of 379 amino acids. The record is from RefSeq and is a predicted model, not a curated record. The transcript has 4 exons. Lineage: Eukaryota; Metazoa; Chordata; Mammalia; Chiroptera; Rhinolophidae. Gene Ontology annotation, molecular function: G protein-coupled purinergic nucleotide receptor activity. Gene Ontology annotation, cellular component: membrane. Gene Ontology annotation, biological process: G protein-coupled receptor signaling pathway.
GCAAACAUAAAAAAAGAAAACCCUAACCAAUUGGACCUCGACCGGAUGGAGGAACCUAGCUGACAAACCAAGACAAGUCUCUGUGUCUAGGGAAGCUUGGGGUUCAGCUCCUUUUACUUCAGAGAGCUUGAACUCAUUUAAUGCAGUUUUUGAAGCAUGGAUUGAAUGAUUCAGUCAUUAUCAAGUCAAACUACAAACAGUGAAAGGUUGCUACCAUUGCCAAAUAGGUCAGAAGACUUUGACCGGACUCAGUGGCAGUGCUGCCACCUGACUUGGUUUCGUUGGGCUACUUCGCUCUCCUGUGCAGUGUUACAAGUCUGCCUAGGAGGCAGGAAAAAUCUGAAGACCUUAUAAAAGCUACACAUGAGGAACAUGCCAUUUGGCACCUUCACUUUUUGAUCCCUAAUGAAGACGAUGAGAAGUCAUAUCAUAACAAUGACAACUACUUCAGUCAGCAGCUGGCCCUACUCCUCCCAGGGAGCACGCUUUAUAACUAACCACAGCAUCCAAUCAUCACAUGUUUCAGCAUCAAAUUCUACUGCCUGUUCCAUGGAUGAAAAAUUACUCUCUAGUGUGUUAAUAGCAUUCUACUCUGUGAUUUUCAUUGUGGGACUGGUUGGCAACGUAAUUGCCCUCUAUGUAUUUCUGGGUAUCCACCGCAAAAGAAAUUCCAUUCAGAUUUACCUCCUUAAUGUAGCCAUUGCAGACCUCUUACUUAUCUUCUGCCUCCCUUUCCGAAUAAUGUAUCACAUUAACCAAAACAAGUGGACACUAGGUGUGAUUCUUUGCAAGGUUGUGGGAACACUAUUUUAUACGAACAUGUACAUUAGCAUUAUUUUGCUUGGAUUCAUCAGUUUGGAUCGCUACAUAAAAAUCAAUAGGUCUAUUCAACAACGGAAGGCAAUAACAACCAAACAAAGUAUUUAUGUUUGCUGUACGGUAUGGACAGUUGCUCUUGUUGGAUUUUUAAUGAUGAUUAUUUUAACUCUUAAGAACGGAGGUCAUAAUUCCACAAUGUGUUUCCAUUAUAGAGAUAAGCAGGACGCAAAAGGAGAAGCAAUUUUUAAUUUAAUUCUUGUGGUUAUGUUCUGGCUAAUUUUCCUACUGAUAAUCCUUUCAUAUAUUAAGAUCGGUAAGAAUCUACUGAGGAUUUCUAAAAGGAGGUCAAAAUUUCCUAAUUCUGGUAAAUAUGCCACUACAGCCCGGAAUUCCUUUAUUGUGCUCAUCAUUUUUACUAUAUGUUUUGUUCCGUAUCAUGCCUUCCGAUUUGUCUAUAUUUCUUCACAGCUAAAUGUGCCAUCUUGUUAUUGGAAGGAAAUCGUUCACAAAACCAAUGAGAUCAUGCUGGUUUUCUCAUCUUUCAAUAGCUGCUUAGAUCCAGUCAUGUAUUUCCUGAUGUCUAGUAAUAUCCGCAAAAUAAUGUGCCAACUUCUUUCUAGACGAUUUCAAGGGGAAUCAAGCAGGAGUGAAAGCACGUCAGAAUUUAAACCAGGAUACUCCCUGCACGAGGGGCCUGCGGCAGCUAAAAUUCAGUCUACUUCUUAAAGCAUCUGAGGUGAACAUAUUAAAAACCUCUUAAUUCCUUGGAGAACUAAAAGUUACAAAACAAAGCUCUAACAUUUACAAAGCUCAGAUCUUCUUAAAGCUAUUUUCCUGCUUUUGAAAUUUCAUUUGCUUAACUAUAAAAUAUUUCAAGAAAAAGAAAAGCUUAUGUUCAUCACUAGAUUUUAAUUCUGUAUGUAAAAUAUUUUCAAAAUAAUACUAUUAAGCUAACACUCCUGACACAGAUUAUAAAGUUAAGUGAAAUUUAUGACUUUAACAACAGAAUUAAAGAAAACGUCAUAGUUUCUCAAGUCACUAAAGUAGUUACUCAAAAUUAAGCACCUAAUACUAAUUUAAAGUGUGUUUAAAAGUAAGCUAAAUGAUUGAGAACCGACUUAAAGUGUCAGAAAAUAUGUUGAUUGUCAUUUAAAAAGCGUGUAAGUUUGCCACUGUAAUUCACUGAUGCCUAAGUCUCUAUAACAGAUGAAAUGAUAAUAAACUUCAAAUAAAAAAUGUAAUCACCCACCAUCUAUCACUGCCUAGAUAAAAUGGAAAGAAUUUAAGUACUGUAUAGUAAAAUCAAAGAACAGAUGAGCUUAGAAUUCAAUAGCCUAGCAACAGGACUUACAACUGCACCUUAAUUAAAACAGAUUUAUAAAUAAUUCAGCUACCUUGAACCACACUUUGAUAGAGUGAAACUGAAGAUGUGCACACCCUAUGACCCAGAAAGUCUGCUACGACGUAUACAUCUUACAGAACUACUCAAACACGUAUACAAGAAAACAUAUGUAAUGAUGCUCAAUGAACUACUGUUCAUAAUACUAAACAACUGCAAACAGCCUAAGUGAUUAUGCAUCAGCAAAGGAAUGGAGAAAUUAACUGUGGCUUAUUCACAAAAUGGGAUAUUAUACAGCAUUUCAAUGAAAUAAACUAUACCAGCAUGUAUCAACAUGGAGAAUUCUCAAAAACAACAUUGAAUGAAAAACAAACUGCAAAAGUGUAUGAAAUCAUUUAUGUAAAAUGCAAAAACACAUAAAACAGUACCGUAUUCUUUAUGGAUCUAUAGAUAUGCAAUAAAAAUAAAAAAAUGCAUGGUAAUAUACACAAUGUGCACACCAACUGGAAGUUAAUGGUUAUAUCUGGAGAGAUUUGAAGCAAAUGUGGCAAAAUGUUAAUUAAUGUCUGUUAAACUUGUGUGGUAGCAUGUCGGUAUUUGUUAUGUUAUUUUUGGUAUACUUCUGAGGGUUUGAAAUAUUUCAUAAUAAUAAAGAAAACCUGUAGACUAGAAUUAAAAGGAGCAAAUUCUGAAAUUUUCAUGUAUGUUCAAAAAUAAAUGGAGAGUAAGCUCUAAGAGAAAAGAUCUUAUUCAUCACUGACUCCCCAGAGUUCAGUGCCUUGCCUGAUACACAGGAGAUCAAUACAUAUUUGUUGAACAAUUCAAUGAAUGAGCGAAUGAGUGGAUGGCUGAACGAGACAGAGAGGAGGGAGGAAAGGGUGCCUAACAGAAUCGAAAAAGUGUAUUUCAUUUUUUUCCUAGUCAACGUGUCUGGACAUAGCUGCGUACCAUGUUUCCCCGAAAAUAA